AUGGCCGACACAAAAGAACUCGCUCAAACCUACACCGCCGUCAACAACACACAAUAUGACGCCGGCCUCUUCCUCCUGAAAAAGCUCGGGCUGGAGCCAGGCAUGCGCGUCCUGGACGUCGGAUGCGGGCCUGGCAACAUCACAUCCUACUUGGCCGACGUGGUCGGCGCAAGCGGCGAGGUGGUGGGCGUCGACCCCAGCGAAGAACGCAUCGAGCUGGCGCGGGCCAAGAUCACGGCUGCUCCGGGCGACGGCGGGGCGGGCACCGGGGCAAGACUGUCGUUCCACGUGGGCACGGCAGAAGACCUCUCCCGGUUCGCGACGGGCAGCUUCGACGCCGUCUACUGCAACUCGACGCUGCACUGGGUCCGGGACCAGCCGCUGGCGCUGCGGGAGUUUGCGCGCGUGCUCAAGCCCGGCGGCCGGCUCGGGGUCUCGGGCCAGUCGGGCGACUUUGUGGCCGCGCACGAGGCCAUCCAGAAGACGGUGCUGAGCCGCGACCCGUACAGCGCCUACGACCACAGCGUCGGGGCGCCGCGCUUCCUCAAGAAGGCCGAGAUGGAGUCGCUCCUGGACGCGGCUGGAUUCGCCGACCGCAACUUCACCAUCAACACGAUAUACAAGUCGGCCAAGAAUGGCGAUGAGAUGAUUUCGUGGUUGGAGAGCAGCUCCUCCGGCAAGACGUACGGGGGUAUCCCUGUGGACAUGCGCCCGCAGGCGCGCAAGGAGAUGCUGGUAGAGUGGGACAAGCUCACCACGGAUGAGGGGCUCAAGAUGCAGCUUGAUCUGCUUGUUACUGUAGCCUUCAAACCAUAG
Messenger RNA from Pyricularia pennisetigena, 816 nucleotides. RefSeq lists its product as uncharacterized. Bases 1 to 816 code for a protein of 271 amino acids. Gene Ontology annotation, molecular function: S-adenosylmethionine-dependent methyltransferase activity. The record is from RefSeq and is a predicted model, not a curated record. The transcript has a single exon. Lineage: Eukaryota; Fungi; Ascomycota; Sordariomycetes; Magnaporthales; Pyriculariaceae.